AUCCACAUGCUGGCAGAGCCACGUAAGAAGGUUCGAUACUCGAAUAAUCCCUGCCUUAAAUCUGGCUUUGGUCGGCAAAUGCUGGAACGGUUGGGUUGGACUCCAGGAACUGGUUUGGGAAAGAACAAUGAUGGGAUUGAAAAACCGCUGAAGGCCUCAGCUAAGACAGAUCGUCGUGGUUUGGGAAAACAGAUAGACUAUGCGCUAGGCAGUAAUCAACAAUUGGACGAUUAUGCAAAGCUUUUGAAGUCACUUAACAAGUCUUAUUCGUCUGUGAAACAUUCGAGCUCUUCCACAUCAUUGGAAGAUAUUUCAGAGAAGAGCAGUAAUCGCUUGCACUACUCUAAAUUCGUCAGAGCCAAAGAUAUGUCAAAAUACGAUCCCAAAGCACUUAGAGUCAUACUGGGUGGCACAGACGAAGUAAAAGAUGAGACUAUCGACGUCCACUCCGAAAAGUUAUCCGAAACUGAGCGAACAACCGAAACUCCGGACUUCGGAGUCAAGACCAUUACAAGCACCAUGUCAAUGACCGAUUACUUCAAAAACAGAAUUUCCACCAUGAAGGCCAAAUUUGCUUCGCAAAAGAAGGACGAAAUGAACCCAGCUAUAAGCACCACUGAGACCAACAUCCCCACAGGAAAACGGAGACGCUCGCGUGGAAAAGAUGAUUCUGAGUCCAAAUUACUCACUACUUCCAAGAAAAAAUUAUCUGAGGAAGAAUCGAAGAUUGAUGCGACUGAGAAUGGCUCAGAUGAGUCUAAUAGUGAUCACGUAUGUAAGAUGGAAGAGGACUCCAAUAAGAGACGAAAGCUAGCGCAAGGUAAGUGUCUCCGUUUUUUUGUGGUGACAUUUCUUUCAGCUUCAACUGCCGAAAACCAAGAAAAUCACAUUAAGCAAAGUAAGCAUUGUUACUGGAUGCAACUGUAA
Molecule: messenger RNA, 927 nt
Organism: Echinostoma caproni
Lineage: Eukaryota; Metazoa; Platyhelminthes; Trematoda; Plagiorchiida; Echinostomatidae
Source: the annotation of a GenBank genome assembly